UAUCUAUCGUUCUAAGGUUCUAAGGUAUUAUAGGAAACUUUUAUUGGCUGUUGAAAAUGGAAUAUUACAGAAUGUGCAUUAACCAACCAACUGAGACGUAACUAGUCACGUGACUGUUACCACACCUCAUUUUCUUCACAUCCUUUACCAUAAUAUAAAGGGUUUCUUCGGUUCCUUACUCGUUCACUACCGUUUCUCGUUUGGGUGUCGUUUGGCGGGAACGAUUGGAACGAAGAGCAAACUUGUGUAGUAAGCACAUAUGGAUAUUUCUGAUUAACGACCAGACGCGUUUGCUUGUGGUUGUAGCAAAGGUAGUGCGUAUAGUGAUAUCCAAAUCGUACAAAAUGGCAUCUAUACGUGCACCCACAGAAUCUACAUCAAAGGACUCUGGCACUCCCGAAAAGAAACAAAAAGUAGAAUCUACGACUAAGCUGCCAGAUCUUGAAGCCACUGCUAGUGCUACACUUACCUAUCCCGAGGAAAAGGCCAAAGGCGCAGUAGAAGAGAAACAGUCAAAAGCUGGUCUUGCCAAUAAUACUAAAACCAACUGGGAAAUGAUCGACUGGUCUUGCACGAAGAAAAAUGGAUAUGAUCAAACUCAUAACAUGAAAAUAAGUUCUUGGAAUGUUGGAGGCUUAAAAAGAUGGAUCAAGAAAGGUUGCUUGGAGUAUGUGAAACUAGAAAUGCCAGACAUAUUCUGUCUUCAAGAGACAAGAUGUAAGGAAAAUGACCUUCCCAAAGAAUUGGAUGAAUUGGGAAACUAUAAUAAAUAUUGGCUUGCAAGCAAAAAGGAUGGAUAUGCUGGGGUUGGGCUUUUUACUAUAAAGAAGCCCUUGGAUGUGUUGUAUGGUAUUGGCCAAAAAGAACAAGAUGAUGAUGGCCGUUGUAUCACGGCAGAAUAUGAAGACUACUAUGUCGUAUGCGUCUAUGUGCCUAAUGCAGGACUAGGGCUAAUUACUUUGCCGAAACGCGUAGAUUGGGACGAUUCUUUCAAGAGGCUUAUCAUGGCGCUAGAGCGAAAUAAGCCGGUCAUCAUUGCUGGUGACAUGAACGUUUCACAUCAUGAAAUCGACCUGGCAAUGCCAACAAAUAAAGUGAAUAAGGCUGGUUUUACAGCUGCGGAGAGAUUAGCAAUGGAUGACCUCUUAAUCUGUGGCUACUUUGAUGUUUUUAGACAUUUGUAUCCUGGGACAGUAGCCUACACAUUUUGGACAUACAUGAACUAUAGAAAAAAAAAUAUAGGCUGGAGGCUUGACUAUUUUCUGAUCUCCGAAAAAUUAAUACGCAAAGUGUGUGACUGCGUAAUUCGGAGCGAGGUAUUGGGCUCUGAUCAUUGCCCGAUCACUCUUUUUUUAAAUAUCUAAAUCGUGUUUGUGUUCCAUAGGUUAAGUGUUCGAAUAUUUAUGUUACGUUUUUAUUUUGUAUAACCCAAUGUUUUUAGUGAGAACAUAAUGCUUAGGCUGUGAUCAUAGCCUAUCCAUUUUCUUCCAAAUACCAACGCUAUAUAUUAUUUUGUCUAUAAGAUAUGGGUAUUUCACAAUGUAAUAACAUUCAAGCUAUAAGGCUGUGAUCGUUGCUCAAUCACUGUAUUUUAAAUACAUAAGUUAUCCUUGUCUGUGUACCACAGUGUCACAGUAGUAUUCAAGUUUGUAUGGUUACCAUUUAGCAUGUAGGAUUGUUCGUUUUCAGUUUUGGCGAGUUCAACUCGCAAUAUGUAUUUUCUAUAUUUGUAUUUUUCUAAUAAAGGAUUUGCCAGUAAGAAAUA
This is a messenger RNA of Acanthoscelides obtectus, 1765 nucleotides long. The record is from the annotation of a GenBank genome assembly. NCBI's taxonomy places the organism in Eukaryota, Metazoa, Arthropoda, Insecta, Coleoptera, Chrysomelidae.